AUGGCAAACAAAAAUUCUAACCACAACCUCAACCAAAACCAAAACCCGAACCAAUUCCAAUACCGAAGCAACUUCAAUCCCGCUCAAAAUGUCCAACCCAUACCUCAAGAGCAACCGGGUGGUAAUAACAAUUCUAGACCACCCACACCACCUUUUCGAAACCAAAAUCCUAACAAUACCCAAAGAACACCCCAACAACAAAACCUUCACCGACAAAAUUCCUUACCCAUCCACCUUGAUGACCGGAAUGGCAAUUCCGACGGUCAAGGCAAUCGAGAUCGUGGCAAUCCCGCGAAUGAAGACCCGUUCUUCAAUAUAGAUGAUUUGAGAAACGCCAUCCAUGACGAUGAGUCGUUUAGUGUUCCCGGUUACCAAUCGCUGGAACAUGUGAGUGUUCAUAUGGAAAAUUCGGAUGAUGGGGGAUAUUACGAUGAUCAGGCUAAUGAUGACGAAGAUUGGGGGUAUGUGAAUAGAGGUAACAUCUACAAUGAUAGAGGUUUUGAGGAUGAUGAGUUUGGCUAUCAAAACGCCAACUUUGUGGGGAACGAUGACUACGGGUACGGGCAUAUGAGAAAUGACGGUUACGAAAUCAACCGCUAA
Helianthus annuus (common sunflower) is the source of this 600-nucleotide messenger RNA. Its product is annotated as GATA zinc finger domain-containing protein 14-like. Bases 1 to 600 code for a protein of 199 amino acids. Lineage: Eukaryota; Viridiplantae; Streptophyta; Magnoliopsida; Asterales; Asteraceae. The record is from RefSeq and is a predicted model, not a curated record. The transcript has a single exon.